This is a messenger RNA of Rasamsonia emersonii CBS 393.64, 2967 nucleotides long. Its product is annotated as DNA excision repair protein Rad16. Gene Ontology annotation, molecular function: metal ion binding; ATP-dependent chromatin remodeler activity; ATP binding. The transcript has 11 exons. NCBI's taxonomy places the organism in Eukaryota, Fungi, Ascomycota, Eurotiomycetes, Eurotiales, Trichocomaceae. The record is from RefSeq and is a predicted model, not a curated record. The coding region runs from base 1 to 2967 and encodes 988 amino acids.
AUGGGAAGGCGAGCAUCAUCUACAAAGAUGCCAGGGCCGUCUGGUCCAGAAUCUGGCGCUGUCCAGUCGAAGGGACCUUCAUCGAACUCAACUCCUUUCACCACACGCAGUUCCACGAGACUCACCCGCGCCUCGUCAAAUUUGGCCUCCGCAAACCGCGAAUCUGUCGAAAAGGACACAAUGAAGAAAGAUGAAAACUAUGAACUUGACGACAGGCCGACAGCUCCUUUGACUGCGGUGGAGGUUGCAAUCCCGGUCAAAAAAGAAUCUCCUUCCAAUGGAUCGUCUACCUCUCCGUCAGUCGAGAUUACUUCGCGAGACGUCAGUCUUUACGGUACUCCAGCAACAAGUGUUGCCGCUACCCCUGUCGAAUCGGACCGCAACCAGCCUAGAAAAAGAGUAAAUGCCUCUGCUCGUCUUCAAGAACUCCGUGCGAGCACUUAUUCGAUGACUAGUUCUUCUACAGGACGGAAAAGGGGGGCCGCAGCUUUGUCCGCAGACGAGUCAACAACUGAGUCUUCAGAUGCUGCUUUGGCGCGUGCGCUGCAGCUCGAAGAGUAUGAAGGGACUGAAACAAAGCGCCAGAGACUCUCUUCUGGCGGCAGCAAACGUAUCCUGGAGAUUCAAGAUUCUACCGACGACGAUGAUGCCAUGCUGACGGAGCUCGAUUCCUUGAGUGAUGCAGAGGAGCCCAUUAGGCAGCCAUCACCCCAUCGCGAGACCAGAAAAUCAAUUCAGCAUAAGGGGAUUGUUCCAGGUACUGAUGAGUCUUCUCUAUCAGACCUCGAUUCCUCCAAUGCUCGACUUGUGGAUGACCUUGACGACUCAAUGGAUGAGGUCCUGUAUGAAGACUCCUCCGAUGAGAGCAUCAGCGAUUAUGUGUCCUCUCCAUCUGAUGUUGACGGAGACCUUCCAAUGCCACAAAGAGGCACUGGCAGUGCACGACGCGGUGCCAGACGUGUCCAGUCCUUAGCUCCCCCUCGUCGAGACCCUCUUCCCUAUGGGAUGAGCCGUCGUGCUAUAAGGGAGCGCAGAAAGCUCGAGAGACAGCAUCCAUCUAUCGUAACCAUGUGGGACGAUUUGAAGAAACAACCUACCAUCACGCCUGUGGCGGCAGAACAGCCUGCUGGAAUCACCCGGAAGCUCAAGUCGUUCCAACUUGAAGGUUUGAACUGGAUGAUGCGGCAGGAGAAAACACAGUACAAAGGGGGAUUAUUGGGCGAUGAGAUGGGAAUGGGGAAGACUAUCCAAGCUGUUUCCUUACUUAUGUCCGAUUAUCCUGUGGGCAAGCCAUCAUUAGUCGUCGUGCCUCCGGUGGCCCUGAUGCAGUGGCAGUCCGAGAUCAAGGAAUAUACGGAUGGCAAACUUAAGGUCCUUGUAUAUCACAACUCGAAUCCGAAAGUAAAGCGCCUGAAGAAGAAAGACCUCGAGGCUUACGAUGUAAUCAUGAUAUCCUAUUCGGGUCUCGAGUCAAUGUAUCGCAAGGAGCUCAAAGGUUGGAACCGCGAUGAUGGCAUUGUCAAAGAAGAUAGUGUGAUCCAUUCGAUCCAUUUCCAUCGCCUGAUUCUUGAUGAAGCGCAUAACAUUAAGCAACGCACAACAAGCGUCGCGCGUGCAUGCUUCGCCUUGAAGGCCACCUACAAGUGGUGCCUGUCUGGUACACCGGUGCAAAAUCGGAUCGGAGAGUUCUUCUCCCUUUUACGCUUUCUCGAAGUUCGACCUUUUGCAUGUUACUUCUGUAAGAUGUGCCAGUGUCAGCAGCUCCAUUGGUCCCAGGAUAGGGAGAAGAGAUGCACCCAUUGCAAACACAGCGGAUUUAGUCAUGUCUCGAUUUUCAACCAGGAGAUCCUUAACCCUAUCACCGAAAGGAAUAACCCUAAUGCGCGCAAGGAUGCUCUGGAUAAGCUUCGCCUCAUCACCGAUAGAAUCAUGCUUAGACGGAUGAAGAAAGAUCACAUCUCAUCUAUGGAGCUUCCACCAAAGCGCGAGAUCGAGCGUGACUUUUCCACCAGCAUCAUGACGAACUCCACUCGGCAAUUCGAUACAUAUGUUAGUCGAGGCGUCAUGUUGAACAACUACGCCAAUAUUUUCGGUCUUAUUAUGCAGAUGCGCCAGGUGGCAAAUCACCCUGACUUGAUCCUGAAGAAACAUGCCGAAGGUGGUCAGAAUGUACUUGUCUGCAGUAUCUGUGAUGAGCCCGCGGAGGAACCCAUCCGAUCUCGGUGUCAUCAUGAGUUUUGCCGCCAGUGCGCAAAGGAUUACGUGCGAUCAUUUGAUGCGGACACUGUUGUCGACUGCCCAAGAUGCCACAUUCCGCUGUCGAUCGACUUUGAGCAGCCCGACAUUGAACAAGAAGAGGAGGCUGUCAAGAAAAACUCGAUCAUCAAUCGAAUUCGAAUGGAAGACUGGACAUCUUCGACAAAGAUUGAAAUGCUCGUCUAUGAUCUAUACAAACUCAGAAGCAAGAAGCAGACCCACAAAUCCAUCGUCUUCUCUCAGUUUACGUCCAUGUUGCAGCUCGUCGAGUGGCGCCUGCGCCGAGCCGGGUUUAAUACCGUCAUGCUUGAUGGUAGCAUGACCCCGGCACAGCGCCAAAAUUCUAUCGAGCAUUUUAUGAAGAAUGUGAAUGUUGAGGUGUUCCUCGUCUCCCUCAAAGCAGGCGGUGUGGCUCUGAACUUAACGGAGGCAUCCCGAGUCUUCAUUGUCGACCCAGUUACUCACCGUUCUCCUUUCAGGUGGUGGAAUCCUGCCGCAGAAUGGCAAAGCGCCGAUCGAUGCCACCGCAUUGGGCAACGGCGGCCUUGUGUGAUUACUCGACUUGUUAUUGAGGACUCUGUGGAGUCUCGUAUAGUUCUGCUCCAGGAGAAGAAGGCGAACAUGAUCAAGGGCACAAUCAACAAGGAUCAGGGAGAAGCGUUGGAAAAACUGACUCCGGAGGACAUGCAAUUCUUGUUCCGUGGAUCAUAA